UCAUUUAAGAAUUUUAUCUUAUUUUCAGAAGAAGUAUGAGUGAAUAUGAUCCUCGCCUGGUCGCUCCGUCUUGCUUAUACUUGGCAUCAAAAGCAGAAGAAAGCACAGUGCAAGCCCGACUUCUUGUAUUUUAUAUCAAGAAACUAUAUUCCGAUGAGAAGUAUAGGUUUGAAAUAAAGGAGAUACUCGAAAUGGAAAUGAAAAUUUUGGAAGCCCUCAACUAUUAUUUAGUUGUUUUCCAUCCUUACCGUGCACUGUCCCAGUUGCUUCAGGAUGCUGGGAUGAAUGACGCAACACAAUUAACUUGGGGACUUGUCAAUGACACUUACAAGAUGGAUUUGAUUCUUUUGCAUCCUCCUCACUUGAUUACAUUGGCUUGUAUAUACAUUGCUAGUGUGCUAAAGGAUAAAGAAAAUACAGCCUGGUUUGAAGAGCUUCGAGUGGAUAUGAAUGUGCUCCAUGCGACCUACCAAAUGUUUAUGGAGUUGUGGAGCGUUCUUUAUUAUUUUGCAGGUAAAAAACAUUGCAAUGGAGAUAUUGGAUUUCUACGACAGCCACAAACUGAUUACAGAUGACAGAGUUAAUGCAGCCAUGAGCAAGCUAGCAAAAUAAUGGAUGGAUGUAUUGGAUUUCUGUGGAAUGUUUGAUAGACCACAAUACAGAAUACUAUAUGAUAUUUUGAAAACAUAGUUAAAAUCUUGUAUUUUAUCCAGCGGCAAGAUUGACUCAAAGGAAGCAAUUCGGCAAGUGGGUACACAAUCAGAAAAUAUAUUUCAUUUGUACAUUUCUGUUACUUAAUUACUUCAGCCUAUCAAAUCUUUAUUCGAUUUGAUGGAAGUCUACUUUGAUGUGGUUUCUUUAUGGUCUCUUGAGUUCAUAUGGCAAUUGAAGUUCUUUUUGCUGUGUAUCCAACCCCUCGAAAUGCAGUAGAAAUUCUUAUAUUAUCACUGCUA
This is a messenger RNA of Olea europaea var. sylvestris, 953 nucleotides long. RefSeq names its product cyclin-C1-2-like. The coding region runs from base 36 to 575 and encodes 179 amino acids. Gene Ontology annotation, molecular function: cyclin-dependent protein serine/threonine kinase regulator activity. The record is from RefSeq and is a predicted model, not a curated record. Gene Ontology annotation, biological process: positive regulation of transcription by RNA polymerase II. The transcript is spliced from 5 exons. Gene Ontology annotation, cellular component: mediator complex; nucleus. Lineage: Eukaryota; Viridiplantae; Streptophyta; Magnoliopsida; Lamiales; Oleaceae.